AUGUCGAGAUAUCCAGGGACUGAGAACUCGUACAAACCACACGGAGACCCUGCUAUAAACGAGCAACAUCGGAUAGCAACACACCUUGGCUGGUGCGAUAAAGGAGGAUUCCACGAAUUGAGGUCUCACUACACGAGUGGUACCUUGUUUUGGGCUUUCUGUUUAGGCUUACCGCGUUUCUGUGGCUACUCAAAGAAAAAAACAGUUUGUACGAAAUGUGGUAAAACCUUCCAUGGUGUUGUGUUUCCUGAACCACGAUGA
Messenger RNA from Paraglomus brasilianum, 261 nucleotides. The record is from the annotation of a GenBank genome assembly. Lineage: Eukaryota; Fungi; Glomeromycota; Glomeromycetes; Paraglomerales; Paraglomeraceae.